UCAUAUGUAAAGUACAAACGCGCUCUCUUGUCGCCGACACAAAUGUUAAAAACAAUAAAUAUGGUUCAACUUCUUGACAAAGGCCGCGGUUAAACACUUUGCACAAACCGAUCCGGGCAAUGGCGUUGACCAGUACGCUGUUGCUCUCGUUGUGCGCUAAUUGGCCACCGCCAAACACUACUGCGGUGACCACUUUACCGCCCCCUUGGAAAUGGAUUUCCGGUAACGCAGCCAAGGCGAUCUACAACAAGGGGUAUCACUGUGAUUUGAAAAAUAAUGUACAAAUCCGAAACGAAAUCUUACGGGGCAAACGUCUGAAGAUCGCAACCUUUCCGGACACAGGACCACUGAGCUGGGUGACGACAGAACCGAACGGUACACUCAUCGGUCACGGUAUAGCUUUCGAAAUCGUGGAAACUCUCCGGCAACGAUACGGAUUCACCUACGACGUUGUGGUGCCCACCAGGAAGACGCUGUUGAAAGAGAACGGAAGCAUCGUGUACAUGUUAGUGCAAGGGGACGUGGACAUGGUAGCGGCUUUUUUACCGAUACUGCCCGGAUUAGAUCACUUGGUCAAAUGGGGAAUCGAACUCACCCAGUUUCAAUUCGUUGUGCUCAUGAAGAGGCCCAAAGAAAGCGCCACCGGGUCCGGUUUACUGGCGCCUUUCGAGUCCGAGGUUUGGUUGUUAAUACUGUUAUCGCUAAUAGCGGUUGGCCCUAUCAUCUACGGCAUUAUGCUGUUGAGACACAAGCUCUGCGGACGCGAGUCUACCGUGUAUCCCAUACCCACGUGCGUUUGGUUCGUCUACGGCGCGCUAAUGAAACAAGGGUCGUCGUUGAAUCCGGACACGGAUUCGGCCAGGCUGAUUUUCGCUACUUGGUGGAUCUUCAUAAUGAUACUGACCUCUUUCUACACGGCCAACUUGACCGCUUUUCUCACGCUUUCCAAAUUCACGUUGCCCAUCCAAAGCGUGGACGACAUAGCAAACGGCGGUUACCAGUGGGUGGCCACAGAGGGCAGUGCGAUUGAAUACGCCGUCAAGGUGGACAGCGACCUGAUGCCGCUCAAGCACUCCAUGUACGACGGCAACGGUGUGUUUGUCGACAAUUUGGAUUUGGAAAACAUUCUAAACAUCAUAUCGUCCGGUAAGUUGCUGUUGCACGACAGGAACUGGCUUAAUUUUCUAAUGUUGAACAUCGAACGGUCCAUUACGGAGGACAAGAAACGAUGCCGUUACGUGUUGACGACCGACUCGUACUUGACUAGGUCCAUGUCAUUCGUCUACCCCAAAGACAGCAUUCUACCGCCACUGUUUAAUCCCAUAAUGCUGUCGUACAUGGAGUCCGGCAUUAUUAAACACCUGCAGACCAAAGACUUGCCGGAAGCGGUGAUUUGCCCGCUAAACUUGGGCAGCAAAGAGCGGCAACUGCGCAACUCCGACUUGUUCACCACGUACGCGGUGGUCAUUUGCGGGUUCUCGAUCGCCGCCGCCAUUUUCACCGUGGAGCUGGUGUCCACCAGAACCGGUUGGUACGUGGAAGCGGACUUUUCGCGGCACAGACGGCGCGACGGCGUGCGCGGCGAGAUAGCCGGCUACGGUAAACCGAUCAAGUGCAUGUACCCGUUCAGUCACCGCAAGAACAUAGAAUCGGCGCACUUCAGCUUCAACGGACGCGAAUAUAUGGCGGCCAAAGAGGGAACCAACAAUGGCGGCGGCUUGGGCAUCAUUCCGGUUCGAGUGCCUUCGUCGCUGCUGUUCGACAAGACGUUUCGAUGGUUUCGCAAUUAAGAGGGCGUCGCACCGGUGAUUUACAGUGGUAAAAACAUGUUUAAGC
This is a messenger RNA of Adelges cooleyi (spruce gall adelgid), 1836 nucleotides long. It is a transcript of the gene Ir76b, whose product is annotated as ionotropic receptor 93a. The transcript is spliced from 8 exons. NCBI's taxonomy places the organism in Eukaryota, Metazoa, Arthropoda, Insecta, Hemiptera, Adelgidae. Gene Ontology annotation, molecular function: ligand-gated monoatomic ion channel activity. The coding region runs from base 120 to 1790 and encodes 556 amino acids. Gene Ontology annotation, cellular component: membrane. The record is from RefSeq and is a predicted model, not a curated record.